AUGUCCCAAGUGCAUACCGGAACCCCACCAGAUGCCAACGUCCCACCUCCCCAUCUCUACGACAUUUCCUCCCUUUCCAUCCUCCCGAUUGAGCUCCGGGACAUCGUGUUCGACUUUAUGGCCGCCAUCCCCUGCCCAAGCAAUACGUACACCAUCGUUCGUCUGUCCAAAAAGCACUUCCACGAGUUUAUCCACCUUCUAUACAAGCACAUCCGAGUAUCAGACGAGGCCAUCCUCAGAGGCCUGUUCAACGGCCUCCUGGAUGAUGGAGUUGAUCACACCAAAGGAUCGUUGUAUCAUAAGCGGGAUCUACUCGGCCGCUGCUCCUCGAUGCUCAUAGCAUCCUUGUACGCUUGGGAGGCUGUCAAAGAAGCGAUCCAGGCUUGGGCCAUGGCCGUCAAAAACCGCCCACAAGAAACCGAAGGAUCAGUGCAACAAAAACUUGAUGGGGAAGGUUCUAAGAUUGGUGGUAACUAUCAACCUCAUGCUUCUUUCUGUAUUGUCGGCCUAUCUCGCAAACCUCUUCAUCCAGAAGCAGCGCCAAGGACCGACGAUAAGCUCAACACCAUCGUCGUUCCCCCUGGUAUGGGGAUCAAAAUGAUGUCCGACAACGUUGUGACUCGCUUUCUCCCCCCGGCAGAUUGUAUCUAUCCUCAAUCCGUCGGCGCCGGGCUCGAAGUCCUAGUCGGACGCGACUUGCUCGUCGUCGAGCUUUUACCCGUCAAAAUGGAAGAGACUGCCAAUGAGGAAAAGGAGGGUUCGGUCAUACAUCGGCCAUCUGGAGGACAUAGGAAUGAGGAUGCGGUCAAGGUUCAUAUCGACUAUAUCGUCCGUUAUUGCGUAAGCACCAUAUCUGGCUGGAAUACCGAAAAUCAAGAGUGA
Molecule: messenger RNA, 882 nt
Organism: Cryptococcus amylolentus CBS 6039
Lineage: Eukaryota; Fungi; Basidiomycota; Tremellomycetes; Tremellales; Cryptococcaceae
Exons: 2
Coding region: 1-882 (293 amino acids)
Source: RefSeq, a predicted model, not a curated record